GUUGGGGGUUGGGGGUCGGGAGUCAGACAACAUUGACUAGCAGUAGUACAGCACUGGCAGGGACUGGAGGAAGCGGGGAAGCCAUGAACUCCCCCAGUCCCGUUGCCGUUGCCUCUUUAGGCUCGCUAACCCCCCCGUUAGCCUCGCUUCGUGACAACUUGAUUGGAGAGCCGAGAUUGCCGUUGCAUCAUUUUUCAUUAUUUCUCAUCGCGAUGGAUCACGUUCGGAUCGUGCCCCUUUUUUACCGACCUCGGUUAAACCCAUCCGCAUUGGCAUGGGUAGAGAGAGGGGAGGAGAUUGGUGGUCAAGAAGCCACUCCCCCGAGGGUCAUCCGGUAUAUAUACUCUGGAUGGAUCUACGGAGUAGAGAUUGAGUGUUUGGAAAAGUUGGAAAGGCAUGUGUCAAACCAGUCUGACGCGGAAGACAAUGCAUUGUUGGGAGUACAGUACCUGCUUGGGUACAGACUUUAGAAGUGUGGACAACCUAAGUAUCAACAGAAUUGGGACCGGACCUUCUGUCGAGAUCGGAAUACCUGCUCAUGCAAGCAAGACGCUGGGGAUCACAGGCCAUACAUACAUUUAUGAAGAAAGUAAGGGGCCUUCCUGAUAGUUAGCUAACAGCAUCCUACUUAUGUUCCUUGAGUGGGAGAGCAAAGCGGAAACGGGGUUAGUCUGUCCAGCCCAUCCCCUCUGAUUAUUCUUCU
This is a messenger RNA of Aspergillus heteromorphus CBS 117.55, 703 nucleotides long. RefSeq lists its product as uncharacterized. The coding region runs from base 84 to 470 and encodes 128 amino acids. The record is from RefSeq and is a predicted model, not a curated record. The transcript has a single exon. Lineage: Eukaryota; Fungi; Ascomycota; Eurotiomycetes; Eurotiales; Aspergillaceae.